AUGAGAAUCACUCCCAGGGAGGAAGCCAAGCUCCUGUUGCACCAGGCAGGCUUUCUCGCGCAGAAGCGGCUCGCACGCGGCCUGCAACUCAAUCAACCGGAAGCCAUCGCGCUUAUCGCCUCACAGCUGCAGGAGCGCAUCCGCGACGGCAAGCACUCUGUCGCGGAGCUCAUGCAGCACGGGAAGACACUCCUCGGCAGAAGACACGUACUCCCCGGUGUAUCCAGCCUGCUGCACGAAAUCCAGGUGGAGGGCACGUUCCCCGACGGCGUGUUCCUCGUCACGGUGCACGACCCGAUCUGCAAUGACUCUGUUGACCUUUGCAACGCCCUAUACGGUUCCUUCCUGCCCACUCCUCCGGACCAUGCAUUCCCGCAGAUCGACCAUGCUGAGUACGCCCGCGACAAGGCACCUGGUGCGCUCAUUGUCAGGAAGGAACGCAUCGUUCUCAACCGAGGGCGUGAGCGAGUUAAGCUCAAAGUGACGAACAAUGGUGACCGGCCAAUACAAGUAGGCUCACAUUAUCAUUUCAUCGAGACCAACAAGGCGCUGUCCUUCGAUCGAGGCAAGGCUUACGGGAAACGUCUCGAUAUCCCCGCAGGGACGGCAGUCCGCUUCGAGCCAGGCGACACCAAACAUGUCACGCUAUGUUCGAUCGCAGGUGCACAAAUCAUUUCUGGCGGCAACGGCCUCGCCUCAGGCGUCUUCAGUCUUUUACGAACCGACGAGAUCGUGCGGAACCUCGUGGACAGAGGCUUCGGGCACACACCGCAACCGGGUGCAUUAGAAGUUACGGUGGACACGGAGAUGAGCCGACAGGCAUAUGUAGCAAUGUUCGGUCCCACUGUCGGAGAUCGGGUCAGGCUCGGUGACACCGCUCUCUGGAUCGAAGUCGAGCGCGACGAGACCGUGUACGGAGAUGAGGCUAAAUUUGGUGGAGGGAAAACUAUCAGAGAGGGGAUGGGCCAGGCAACCAACCGAUCCGAGAAGGAGACGUUGGAUCUAGUCAUCACCAACGCAUUGGUUGUGGAUUGGAGCGGAAUCUACAAGGCGGACAUCGGCGUUAAGUACGGUAAGAUCGUGGGCAUAGGCAAAGCCGGAAACCCCGAUGUCAUGGCGAAUGUGCACCCUGACCUCAUCAUCGGUUCCGCGACGGAGGUCAUCGCAGGCGAGAAGCUGAUCGUGACCGCGGGGGCGGUGGACGCACACGUCCACUACAUCUGCCCGCAGCAAGUAACAGAGGCGCUCGCGUCAGGCGUCACGACGAUGAUCGGGGGCGGGACGGGCCCGAGCGCGGGCACAAACGCGACGACGUGCACAUCAAGCCCAUUCUACAUGCGGCACAUGCUCGCCGCGACCGACACACUGCCAAUGAACUUCGCGUUCACAGGAAAGGGCAAUGAUUCGGGGACGCGUGCGCUCGAGGAGAUCAUCAUCGCGGGCGCCGCCGGGCUGAAGCUGCACGAAGACUGGGGCUCGACGCCUUCCGCGAUCACGAACUGUCUGGAUGUAGGUGACAAGUAUGAUGUGCAGAUCAAUAUUCACACAGACACACUGAAUGAGAGUGGGUUCGUGGAAAGUACCAUUGAGGCCUUUGGGGACCGCCCGAUCCACACAUAUCAUACCGAAGGCGCUGGCGGUGGUCACGCACCUGAUAUCAUCGUCGUCUGUGGGCUUGAGAAAGUGCUUCCCUCGUCAACAAAUCCCACACGGCCAUACACUAAUAAUACACUGGAAGAGCAUCUCGACAUGCUUAUGGUUUGCCAUCACUUGGACAAAUGUAUUCCCGAAGAUCUCGCUUUUGCAGAAUCCCGUAUCCGUGCGGAGACCGUGGCAGCCGAAGAUGUUCUGCACGACAUAGGGGCCAUUUCCAUGAUCAGUUCCGACUCGCAAGCCAUGGGCAGGGUGGGCGAGGUCAUUAGCCGGACAUGGCGAACAGCAAGCAAGAUGCGUGAGUCCCGUGGUCCUCUGAUAUUGCUAGGCGACGCGCCAGGAAGAGAUAACUCGCGCGUUAAGCGGUAUAUUUCUAAAUACACCAUCAAUCCUGCAAUUACCCACGGCAUGAGCCAUCUCAUCGGACAGAUUGCGGUAGAUAGCCUCGCGGAUCUUGUCCUGUGGAAGCCGGAGAACUUCGGGUCAAAACCCGAAAUGAUACUAAAGUCGGGAGUUAUCGCAUGGGCUCAGAUGGGUGAUGCCAACGCCUCCAUUCCCACUGUACAGCCGUUCAUCGGCAGGCCAAUGUGGGGAUCCCAUGCAAUGUCUGCGGCACUCAACUCGGUAGCGUUCGUCUCGGGCAUCUCGAUUGAGUCUGGGACUGUGCAGAAAUAUGGACUGAACAAGCGCUGCGAAGCGGUCAAAAAUUGCCGCAAUGUGACCAAGAAAGACAUGAGGUGGAAUUUCGCCACGCCGAAAAUGACUGUCGACCCGGAGAGUUACGAAGUUAGAGCAGACGGGGUUCUUAUGGACAUAGAACCUGCGGAACGUCUUCCAUUAGCGCGGGCGUACAAUAUCUUCUGA
Postia placenta MAD-698-R-SB12 is the source of this 2517-nucleotide messenger RNA. RefSeq lists its product as hypothetical. The transcript is spliced from 13 exons. Gene Ontology annotation, biological process: urea catabolic process. Gene Ontology annotation, cellular component: urease complex. Gene Ontology annotation, molecular function: urease activity; nickel cation binding. The coding region runs from base 1 to 2517 and encodes 838 amino acids. The record is from RefSeq and is a predicted model, not a curated record. Lineage: Eukaryota; Fungi; Basidiomycota; Agaricomycetes; Polyporales; Adustoporiaceae.